AUGCAGGCUCCCGCCCUCCGCGGCGGUCUCCGGCCAAACUACAGCUCAAACUCGCUGGCCGCGGCGGAGCAGCUCGAGGCGCUCGUGCGCCACGCGUCGGCCGGCGGCGCCGACGUGAGCCACGACGUCCUCUUUGACGCCGCGCUGGGUGAGCAUGGCGCUGAUCACCUGGCGUGCGUGGGGCCUCCGGCCUCGAGCAUGGGCCCGGCGAUGGCGCCGCCGCUGCAGUACGCGCACGCCCCGGGUCGCAAUCCCUUCGCCGCGCUGGACCCGAGCUUUGCGGGGCUGCCGGCGGGGAUGGGGCAGGGCAUGGCUCCGGCGCUCGACUCGCUGGGGCUGCCUGGGGGGGGGGCGGGACUGGGCGGCGUGCAGUCGUCGAUGAACGCGCCGGUGCGCGACGCGGUGGCGAUGAAUGCGGUGCUGCGACAGGCCGACGGCGCAGGCGGCAUCCUCGGUGCGAUGCAGCCUGGCGGUUGCAUGGGCGGCGGCGCGAUGAAUCUGCUCAGCCCAUAUGCGGGGCCGCCGGCGGGGUACGUGGGGCACGGCGAUGACUCGUCGGACAGCGCCGCGCCGCGCAUUGUCGACGCGUUUGACGUGACGGCGGCGCCGUCUGGGCCGAACGGGGCCGCAGACCCGUCUGUGGUAGGGGUGGUGCGGACAGCAACGAGCGGCCCGCUCGCGCUGCAGCAGAACUUGGAGGUUCAAGAGGGCACGCUUCGCGCGCAGAUGGAGCUGCAGAGGCAAUUGUCGCAGCAGCUGCAGGCGCAGCAGCGGCUGCAGUCAGAGAUGGAGGCGAUGAUGCAAGGGCGUUCGGGCGACGAGGACGACGACGCGGCCUCCGUCAAGAUGGCGGCGCUGCUGCGGAUGAAGCAAAAGCUGCAGAGCGAGCAGGGCCACCUCCGCAUGCAACAUGACCUCCUCACCCAGCUCAACCAGCUCGUGCUCCCUCUCGGCAAGUCGGCCGAGUCGUCGUCGGAUGACGGCAACGCGGCGGACGCGGAGAGCAGUGCGGGGGCAAAGGAGUGGGCAGGCGUCGACGCGGACUCGGAGGCGGAGACUCCGAGAGCCGCCGCUGCGGCUGCCGUCGCCGCCGCCGCUUACGCCGUUUGCGCCGCGGCCGCCCCUUCGACAUCUUUGCCGGUGGCUCUACCCGCGUCGGUCAAGAUGGAGUGACGGAGGGCAGCUCUAGGGGGCUGCUCCUGGGCAGCAUGCGCGCGAGAGGGCUCGUGGGAGCAGGGCUGGGGGGGGUUGCAUGCAUGCCGAUUUGCGGCCCGGUAGUCGGGCAAGGGGUCAGUGUCUAGUGAGCACAAACGUGUGCAUGAGCAGCUCCUGCGUGCAUGCGCUCACGCAGCGUGGCCUUUACACACGCGCAAAAGUUAGUUAGUACCCAACAUGCCGCGCCUCCUCUUGGUUGUUGUGAUAAGUGUCGUGAUGGCCAUAUAAUGU
This is a messenger RNA of Emiliania huxleyi CCMP1516, 1446 nucleotides long. RefSeq lists its product as hypothetical. Bases 1 to 1173 code for a protein of 390 amino acids. NCBI's taxonomy places the organism in Eukaryota, Haptophyta, Isochrysidales, Noelaerhabdaceae. The transcript has 9 exons. The record is from RefSeq and is a predicted model, not a curated record.